AUGGAGAAGAUUCUUGUAACCAUCUCAACUGGAGCUGCAUCCAUUGCAGUUUUGGCUGUUCUUUUCACUGUUCCAUCUCUCUACAAUACCAUCAACGAAGUUCAUGAUCAAGUUCUUGAUGGAGUUUCCGUUUUCCGUGUUGAAACCGAUUCUGCUUGGACCGAGAUGAUGGACAUUCAGGUUACUGUCACUCCACCAACUAAGCCACGUGUCAAUCCAUUCAACUCUGUCUUCCGUCAAAAGCGUCAAACUUUCUCUGGACUUCCAGCUUGGUGCCAGUGUGAGCCAACUAAGCCAACUUGCCCACCAGGACCACCAGGACCACCAGGCCAGCCAGGAGCACCAGGAGUCCCAGGAGCUCCAGGACCAAGAGGGGGCGACAGCACUGUUACCUAUGCUCCAAUCAACUGCCCACAAGUUUCAUUCGAUUGCAUUAAGUGCCCAGCAGGACCAGCCGGACCAGCUGGAUCAUCCGGACCAGCAGGACCAGCAGGACCAUCUGGACAACCAGGAACUCCAGGACAACGUGGAAACGAUGGAUUCCCAGGAGCUCCAGGAGCACCAGGAGACAAUGGUCAACCAGGAUUCCCAGGACAAGAUGGAGCUCCAGGACAACCAGGAGCCGAUGGACAACGUGGAGCUGGAACUCCAGGAGCACCAGGAGCUCCAGGAAAUGCUGGACCAGCUGGACCAUCUGGACAAGAUGGAUUCCCAGGACAAGAUGGAGCACCAGGAUCAGCUGGACCAGCCGGACAAGACGGAUUCCCAGGAAACAAUGGAUCCGAUGGACAACCAGGAGCUCCAGGAGGACCAGGACUUCCAGGAAACGAUGCCGCUUAUUGUGCCUGCCCACCAAGAUCCGCUGUUUUCCUUUCCCGUCAUUAAAAUGGUUUUUCUCAAUUCUUGUCAUAUUUCUUUUAAACGUACAAAAUAAACAAUUUAAACAAACUA
This is a messenger RNA of Caenorhabditis elegans, 951 nucleotides long. It is a transcript of the gene col-126, whose product is annotated as Nematode cuticle collagen N-terminal domain-containing protein. The transcript has 2 exons. Bases 1 to 885 code for a protein of 294 amino acids. The record is from RefSeq and is marked reviewed. Lineage: Eukaryota; Metazoa; Nematoda; Chromadorea; Rhabditida; Rhabditidae.